GACAGCGGGAGCCGCCGCCGCCAUGAACGGCAAAGGGCCGUUUCCAGGCCAGCCCUCUUUCCCCGGCCCGGUCCCCCCCGGGUACCCCCAGACUCUUCCCCUGCUGCAGCCGCCCCCCUACCUUGACCCUGCAGCUGCGUACCCCGAGCUCUACCGUCUCAGCUUCGUCCCCCUGGGCGCUGCUGGCGUCCCCCCCAUGUCCCCAGCGUACCCAGGUGCGUCCCUGUACCUGCCCCUGGCCCCGCCGCUGCCCGUGGGGGCUCUGGGCACCCCCGUGGCCUAUUUCCCACUGGGACAGGUGUAUCCACCGGGAUCCACGGUGCUGCUGGAAGGGGGGUUUGACACCGGAGCCAGGCUGGGGACAGGUGGCACCGGCAGCAUCCCGCCACUGCCUGCCGGAUGCCCCCCGGGUGCCCCCCCGGUGCCCGUCCCGCCCGGAGCCGCCGUCCUGCUGCCCCCGCGCAAGGGGGGCUUCCUGGGGGGGGCUGGGGGCGGCUUCAGCCUCUGGUGAGGGGGGGCUGGGUUUGGGGGGCCC
Molecule: messenger RNA, 535 nt
Organism: Pseudopodoces humilis (Tibetan ground-tit)
Lineage: Eukaryota; Metazoa; Chordata; Aves; Passeriformes; Paridae
Source: RefSeq, a predicted model, not a curated record